AUGGCAGAAGAGCUCUCCGUGGCUAUGUCCUACACCAAAGAUGAUUUCUACUGUCCUUUCUGUCAAGAGGUGCUGAAGAUGCCUGUGUGGACCGUGGCCUGUCAGCACAUUUUUUGUAGAAAAUGUUUGCUGACUUCAAUGAGAGAAAGUGGGACACAUUGUCCCUUGUGUCAUGGAAAUGUGACUAGAAGAGAAGGAGCGUGUCCAGAAUGGGCCUUAGAUCUUGAAAGCAUCAUGCGGAAAUUUUCUAGUGGCUGCAGAUGUGGUGCAAAACAGAUUAAGUUUUAUCGCAUGAGACAUCAUUACAAACCUUGUAAGAACUAUCAGGAUGAGUAUGGUGUUUCUUCUGUCAUUCCACACUUUCAGAUUUCUCAAGAUUCUGAAGGGAACAGUAAUAGGAGUGAAACAUCCACAUCUGAUAAUACAGAGUCUUACCAAGGUAAUACAAGUUCUUCUGACCAUCCCACCUUUAAGUGUCCCUUGUGUCAAGAGUCUAAUUUUACCAGACAAUGCUUGCUGGAUCACUGUAAUAGUAACCACCCAUUUCAUGCAGUUCCUGUGAUAUGUCCUAUUUGUGUGUCUCUUCCUUGGGGAGAUCCUAGCUCAAUUACUAGAAAUUUCAUAAGUCAUCUAAAUCAAAGACAUCAGUUUGAUUAUGGAGAAUUUGUGAAUCUUCAGUUAGAUGAGGAAACCCAGUGUCAAACUGCUGCUGAAGAAUCUUUUCGAGUAAACAUCUGA
This is a messenger RNA of Octodon degus (degu), 738 nucleotides long. Its product is annotated as E3 ubiquitin-protein ligase RNF138-like. The transcript has a single exon. NCBI's taxonomy places the organism in Eukaryota, Metazoa, Chordata, Mammalia, Rodentia, Octodontidae. The record is from RefSeq and is a predicted model, not a curated record. The coding region runs from base 1 to 738 and encodes 245 amino acids.